AUGCACUUUUGUGCUCAGAGGAAUAUAUCUUUGAAUCCUUUAUUGAAAUGUGUUAUUGCAGAACAUUAUCUGAAAACAAACUGCAGCUUCCAUGACAAAUUAGCAUAUUUUCUCCCCCAGGCUGAGGUGGAAGAAACCCUGAAGCGAAUUCAGAGUCAGAAGGGAGUCCAAGGAAUCAUUAUUGUUAAUUCAGAAGGUAUUCCCAUUAAAAGCACCAUGGACAACUCCACCACUGUGCAGUAUGCAGGCUUGAUGCACAGCUUAAUCAUGAAGGCUAGGGGCACCGUGCGAGACAUUGAUCCCCAGAAUGACCUCACCUUCUUGCGGAUUCGUUCCAAGAAAAAUGAGAUCAUGGUUGCACCAGAUAAGGACUAUUUCCUGAUCGUUGUUCAGAACCCAACUGAGUGAAAACAAACUCCUAAUGCAUCUUUUUUAUUUAAUAUCCAAAACAGCUAUUAGUAUUUUACUGCUUGUGCCACCUUAAUAAUGUUUAAGAGAUCCUUUUUUAAUUGUAAGCAGAUUAAUAUGACUGAAUUUUCAUUCCAUGGAGGAAUCUGAUGACAUAAUCAGGGUGACUUAAAUGUCAAAAAUAGAUAGGUUUGUUAAGAAUGUAACCUAAUUAACAUUGCUAUUGUCUGUAUAUUUGUAAUCCCUAAAUAUGUUUUUCUUUUUGUCCCCCUUUUAUUUUGUCAUUUAUUUAAAUACAAAGUGGCUUUUUCUUCUGAAAUGAAUUAAAAGCAUAGUCAAAAUUA
Molecule: messenger RNA, 752 nt
Organism: Heteronotia binoei (common prickly gecko)
Lineage: Eukaryota; Metazoa; Chordata; Lepidosauria; Squamata; Gekkonidae
Gene: DYNLRB1
Product: dynein light chain roadblock-type 1
Exons: 3
Coding region: 1-408 (135 amino acids)
Biological process (GO): microtubule-based movement
Cellular component (GO): cytoplasm; centrosome; cytoplasmic dynein complex
Molecular function (GO): dynein intermediate chain binding
Source: RefSeq, a predicted model, not a curated record